Molecule: messenger RNA, 2907 nt
Organism: Gaeumannomyces tritici R3-111a-1
Lineage: Eukaryota; Fungi; Ascomycota; Sordariomycetes; Magnaporthales; Magnaporthaceae
Product: DNA mismatch repair protein MutS
Exons: 4
Coding region: 1-2907 (968 amino acids)
Biological process (GO): mismatch repair; chiasma assembly
Cellular component (GO): nucleus
Molecular function (GO): mismatched DNA binding; ATP-dependent DNA damage sensor activity; ATP binding
Source: RefSeq, a predicted model, not a curated record
AUGCCUUCAAGAAGCUUGAAGCGACGCCCCGAGCCAUCUACAUCCCAGGGCCGUCCAGCGCGGCGCCAGAACAUCGGGUCUUCAUCAACUCCACGCCCAUCUCUCAAUGCAAGAAGCUCGCGGCCCUUGUUCUGCACCCCUUCGCCUCGCCGCCACCUUGAAGAGUCGUCCCAGAUCCUGACCGAAAAUGAUUCAGUCAUGGGGCGUGACGAGUGUGAGAGCUCACAGGACGAUGUCAUCCUCGCACUUGAACUUCGGGGCAAUGGGGGCUUCGGAUCUGCUCUCUAUACCUCUGCGGACGAGCACCUACUUAUCCAGCAGGAUACCUCGGGAGGCCUCGAGCUCGUCGAUUUGCUACUAAUCCAAGCUCAGCCCACAGUCAUCAUUAUACCAAACCGCGCCUCUGACGAGUUGGUCGCAUACCUGGAGAAACUUACCCCAGGCAUCGAUGGGAGCAGUCGCGAAGGCACUAUGAAGGGAGCUUAUGUUUUACAAGCCAUAGGGUCGUCCGAGUUUGACCCCCACACGGCAAAGGCGAGACUUGCCAAGCUGAAGCUCGACACUUUAGGCCACCCGGAUCUCCUCAUGACCACCGCUAGCGAAUACGACCCGAUGGACACCGAGGAUGAUAGGCCACGCCUCGGUCAAGUUCAGGCAAGCCUGAGACUCGGGUCCUUGAUCAAUCUCCAGAGCCACUUGUCGGUCGGGUGCGCUGGGGCCGUGAUUGGCGAGCUUCAGCGCCGGACGGCCUCUGAUUACCUGGCCCAAGACCCGGCAGCUGCGUCCGCAUACAGCAUCAUGGCUGUCAACUUGUUCAACCUUGCCGACUUGAUGCUUGUGAAUCAGGACACCUUGGACGCUCUCCAGAUCAUUCGCUCCGAGCGCCACCCAAACAACCAGAUGAACAAUCCCAGCAGAGGAGACUCGGGCGCCAAAGAGAGCCUCUCCGUCUAUGGCCUGUUCCAGAGGCACGCAUGCACACCCCAGGGGAAACUGAAGCUUAAGCAGGCGUUCCUCUGUCCAAGCACCAAUAUGGAGCUCAUCCGAGAGAAGCAUCGCACCGUUGCCGUGCUAAUGCGGCCGGAGAACACAGAGACCUACAACCUACUGACCAAAAAGCUAAAGAUGAUCCGAAAUAUGAAAACAGUCAUGGGCAACGUUCAGAAAGGAGUGGACAAGCCCUCGGCGCAGACAUCGGCGAAGAGGAACGUAUGGCAGAGCUUGCAGUACUUUUCCAAAUUCAGUGUCGAGAUUUUCGGCCUUGUGCGGACGCUAGUCGGAGGUGAAGUGAUUGGCACAAAGGCAAGUGGCGCAAUCGUGAAGCCGGCAGAGAUGAUGAAGAUCGGGAAGAUGGUCUCCGACACAGUCGACUUCGAAGCAUCCGAGGUGGCCAACAAGACGGUGGUGUGCCACGGGGUUGACCAAGUGCUCGAUCAGCUGAAUCACCGAUUCAACGGCAUGGAGAGCUUUCUCGUUGAAGUCACACGACGAGUUGUGAUAGAUGUCCCGCUAGAGUCGAGACAGUACAUUCAGCAAUGCGUCUACUACCACCAGAUCGGUUUCCUGACCGUUGUCUAUGUGGACCCAGACACGGGCGAGCCACUGUAUGAAGGCCCAGGGUCAGACCCCGAGGGCUAUUGGGAGAGGAAGUUCGUGGAUGAGAACAACAUGCACUUUAAGAAUCACCACAUGAGAGAGCUGGACGAGGUUUAUGGUGACAUUGUCUCCCAGAUCAAUGGCCGAGAGAUCGAGAUUCUGCAUAGGCUCCGGCUCGAGGUUAUGGCGUGCAAAGACGCCAUACUGUCGACUUCCAACUUUUGGGGAGAGCUGGACAGCUUCGUGGCACUGGCUGGCGCUGCUCACCAAUACAACCUCUCGGCACCAGAAAUGACGGACGAGAACAUCAUCGAUAUCAAAGAUGGCCGACACCUCCUUCAGGAGCUCGUGGUGCCGUCUUUCAUUGCCAACGAUUGCCAGCUAGUCGGUGGCUCGGGCAACGAAGACAUGCAGGCCCCCGACAGCCAAGACGGCGAGAAGACGCCAAACAUACUUAUCCUCACGGGGCCGAACCAUUCGGGGAAGAGCGUCUUUCUGAAACAAGUGGCUCUCAUCGUCUAUCUCGCCCACGUGGGAAGCUUUGUGCCUGCGGAGAGUGCCAGGCUUGGCAUCGUUGACAAGAUACUGACGAGGAUUACGACCCGGGAGAGCGUGACGGGGGAUGAAAGUGCCUUUGCCACCGACAUUCGGCAGGCGGCAUUUGCGAUGAACCAUGCAACCUGCCGCAGUCUCGUGCUUGCAGACGAGUUUGGAAAGGGAACCAAUGCCAUCGACGGUGCGGCCUUGGCGGCAGGGCUCUUCUGGUACUUUGCGACUAGAGACGAAGCUACGAGGCCAAAGGUUCUGGCGGCAACACACUUCCACGAGAUAUUUGAGCAGCAUGUCCUUGAUGAGACGCCCAACAUCGGCUACGCACACAUGGAUGUCAGAAUCGACUCGGAGGCCAGCGAGCGCGAGAACCAGAUCACGUUCUUGUACAGCCUGGUCCCCGGCCGGAGCACAUCUAGUUUCGGCGCCUGGUGCGCGUGGAUGAACGGGGUCGAUGAAAAUAUAGUGAAGCGAGCAGAAGAACUCAGUGCCUACAUGGCCCGCGGUGAGAACAUCUCGGCGCUCACGAGGCUGUCCCGCGACGAGGAGAGGCGGCUCGAAGUAGCAGAGAGAGCCGCGCGCGAGUUUGUGCGGGCAAACAUAGCGACUCCAGGUGAAGAGGAAGGGAGUGAGGGCUAUGAAGACGACCAGGCUGCCGAACAGCCCCGCGACCUCCUUAACAGGAUCUUGGCCAUGUAUGAUGAAGUGGACGGCUCGGGCGAUCUAUCACGGUCUGAGUCGGCCCGAUCAGACUUCUCUUGA